Molecule: messenger RNA, 1688 nt
Organism: Funneliformis geosporum
Lineage: Eukaryota; Fungi; Glomeromycota; Glomeromycetes; Glomerales; Glomeraceae
Source: the annotation of a GenBank genome assembly
AUGGAAUUCCUAUCGUCGGAUAGCGAUGACUCAGAUAAAGAUUCUUCAAUGGUUAUAGUCAGGCCAGAAGACAUAACCGAUGCUCCCAUCAAUCUCACUUAUGAGGAAAAAGUAAAUGAGAAUCAAUACCUGAAAACUUCAUCGAUUAUUGGUGAAAAAGUAUUUGAUAGGGCCAAUUUGGACAAAUCAAUGAUUAUUGGUGGAGAAAAAGAAAGUACUCGUUAUAAUAGUCCAAUGACUAAGGAUAAAUUUGGGGACCAAAGAAAUUUGACCGAAUUAAAUCCCCAUAAAAAUCCUUUGCACAAUGAUAAAGAAUAUCGCGAAGCCAUUGGUAAAAGAAAAUCCUUACCUCAACCAAUUACAGGCGAUUUAAGCGAUGAUAAAAACUUCCAUAAUCAAAGAUUUUCAUAUGAUGUUAAUAGACAAACACCUUCCACAGACCCUGAUAAUAUAAUGAGUUCUUUUUCACAAUCACAUGAUACAAGGAAAAGUUUGGAAUUGAACGUUAACACAAAAAAACAAUUUAAACCCGUUACAACUGAAGAAUUUGAUGAAUUGCUUAGAAUACCAAUCCAAUCAACCCACACUCGUCAGGACAUCGAAUAUGGUUCAAGAUCUCGAGACAACCUUUUACAUCCACAAUAUAUUGGUCAGAAGGAUAACUUGGUUGAUACUAAUCGUGAUAUUAUAUAUGGGUUAGAGCCUCAGGCUAACCUUCAAAGCAAUAAAAAGAAUCAAGACUCUCGUCGGGAUACCGGAUUCGGGUUUGGCUCUCAAGAAAACCUUUUACAUUCACAAUAUAUAAAUCCGAAGCAAGAUAAUUUGGUUGAUCGUGACAUCAGAUAUGGGUUAAUACCUCAAGAUAACCUUCAAAGCAAUAAAAAUAAGCAAGAUACUCGCCGGGACACCGGAUUUGGGUUAGAAUCUCAAGACAAUUCACAAUAUAUUAGUCCGAAGAAAGAUGACUUGGUUGAUGACACUCGUCGUGACAUUAGAUAUGGGUUAGGACCUCAAGUUAACCUUCAAAGUAAUAAAAAGAAUCAACGGGACGCCGGAUUAGGAUUAGGAUAUCAAGACAAUUCACAAUAUAUUAGUCCGAAGAAAGAUGACUUGGUUGAUGACACUCGUCAUGACAUUAGGUAUGGGUUAGGACCUCAAGAUAACCUUCAAAGCAAUAAAAAUAUUCAAGACACUCGUCGGGGCGCCGGAUUAGGAUUAGGAUCUCAAGAUAACCUUCAAGGCAAUAAAAAUAAGCGAGGUCCUUUGGCUGAUGAUACACAUCAUGCCAUUAGAUAUGGGUUAGGACCUCAAGAUAACCUUCAAAACAACAAUAAUAAGCAAGACACUCAUCGAGACACCGGAUUCGGAUUAGGAUAUCAAGACAAUUCACAAUAUAUUAGGCCGAAGAAAGAUGAUUUGGUUGAUGACACUCAUCGUGAUACUAGAUAUGGGUUAGGACCUCAAGUUAACCUUCAAGGUAAUAUAAAUAAGCGAGAUUCUUUGGCUGAUGAUACUCGUCAUGACAUUAGAUAUGGGUUAGGACCUCAAGAUAACCUUCAAAAAAAUAAAAAUAAGCAAGACACUCGUCGAGACACCGGAUUCGGAUUAGGAUAUCAAGACAAUUCACAAUAUAUUAGGCCGAAGAAAGGUGAUUUUGUUGAUGACACUCGUCGUGACAUUAGAUAUGG